This is a messenger RNA of Pongo pygmaeus (Bornean orangutan), 6253 nucleotides long. RefSeq names its product TIA1 cytotoxic granule associated RNA binding protein like 1 (gene TIAL1). The transcript is spliced from 12 exons. The record is from RefSeq and is a predicted model, not a curated record. Gene Ontology annotation, molecular function: RNA binding; DNA binding. Bases 4821 to 5999 code for a protein of 392 amino acids. Lineage: Eukaryota; Metazoa; Chordata; Mammalia; Primates; Hominidae.
UUCAACUUUAUUAAGGAAAAAUUAAGACCACAUUGAGCUAAUACUUUGAUUGUCAGACUACAAAACUAAGUAUUGGAGAAAAUGUGGAUCUGCUCACAGAGCCUCUUAAACGAUGAUGAUGGGAGUACAAAUUUGUGUAUUCACUUUAGGAAAAAGGUUUGAUGUUACCCACCAAAAUGGAGUGUUCAUAUACCCUGUUACCUGACAAUUUCACUUUUAGGUAUAGAUCCAAAUAGAUCAAAGCAAAGCUCUUGCACUCCCUGGUGGUUUAAUGGCUGAGGGGUGAAAGGCUCUUCCACAUCUAUCACAGGAGACACAUACAAGAAUGUUCAUAGCUGGCUGGGCGUGGUGGCUCACACCUGUAAUCCCAGCACUUUGGGAGGCUAAGGCGGGUGGAUCACCUGAGGUCAGGAGUUCAAGACCACCCUGGGCAACAUGGUGAAAACUUGUCUUUACUAAAAAUACAAAAAUUAGCCGGGAGUGGUGGCGGGCGCCUGUAGUCUCAGCUACUCAGGAGGCUGAGGCAGGAGAAUCGCUUGAAUGCGGGAGGCGGAGGUUGCAGUGAGCCGAGACUGCACCACUGCACUCCAGACUGGAUGACAGAGCAUGACUCCGUCUCAAAAAUAAAAAUAAAAAAUAAAAAAAAAGAAAGAAAGGUUAAAAAGAAAAAGAAUGUUCAUAGCAGCAUUAUUCACAAUAUAAAAACCUGGAAGCAACCCAAAUAUCCAUUAAUGAGAAAUCAGACAAAUGUAGAAUAUUUAUACACUGGAAUAUCAUAUAAUAGUCUAAAUGAAUGAAUGAUAUCCAUAAAAUAUGGCUGAAUCUUAUGUGUUACAUUAAGUGAAAAGUAGUCUCAAAAGAUUACAAGGACAUAAUUUUUUCCUUUGUAAUAGACUUUUUAGAGCAGUUUUAGGUUUAUAGAAAAAUUGUGCAUGAAGUACAGAGUUCCCAUGUGCCCUCUCUCCCAUUACAAACAUAGUUUCCCCUGUUAUUACUGUUUUAUAUUAGUGUUAACAAGUGUAUCAAUUGAUAAUUGAUAUAGACUUGUUAAUCAUAAUGUAUCAAUAUUGGUUCAUCAAUUCCAACAAACGUACAACUGAGGAACCACUAUUGAUACACUAUGAUUAACUGAAGUCCAUAGUUUACAUUAGGACUCACUUUGUGUGGCAUAGUUCUAUGGGUUUUGACAAAUGCAUAAGGUCAUGUAUCCACUAUGAGAAUAUCAUACUGAAUAAUUUCACUACCAGUAAAAAUGCCCUGUGCUCCACCUAUUCAUCCCUCUCUACUUCCCCGAUCCCCAGGCAACCACUGAGUUUUGCCUUUUCCAGAGAGUCAUAUAGUUAAAGUUGUAGCGUAUACAGCCUUUUCCAAAAGGCUUCUCUUGGCAAUAUACAUUUAACAUUGCUCCAUGUCUUUUUGUAGCUUGAUAGCUGUAUUAGUCUGUUUUCACACUGCUGAUAAAGACACACCCCAGACUGGGAAGAAAAAGAGGUUUCAUUGGACUUAGAGUUCCACAUGGCUGGGAAAGCCUCAGAAUCAUGGUGGCAGCAAGAGAAAAUGAGGAAGAUGCAAAAGCGGAAACCCCUGAUAAAACCAUCAGAUCUCGUGAGACUUAUUCACUACCACGAGAACAGUCUUGGGGAAACCACCCCCAUGAUUCAAAUUAUCUCCCACCAGGUCCUUCCCACCACACGUGGGAAUUAUGGGAGUACAAUUCAAGAUGAGAUUGGGUGGGGAUACAGAGCCAAACCAUAUCAAUAGCUCUUUUGUAAAAAAUCACUGAACAAUAUUUCUUUGCAUGGAUGUACCACCUUGUACGACAGUUUAUCCCUUCACUUAUAUCAAGGACAUCUUAGUUGUUUCCAGUUUGGGAUGAUUAUGAACAAAGCUGCUAUAAACAUUUGUGUGCAGGUUUUUAUGUAAACAUGUUUUCAGUUCGUUUGGGUAAGUACCUAGGCAUUAUGUUUAGUUUUGUAAGGAACUGACAAACUGUCCUCCAAAGGGGCUAUAACAUUUUGCAGUCCUAGCAGCAAAGAAUGAUAGUUCCUGUUGCUUUUCAUACUCACCAGCACUUGGUGGUGUUAGUGUUUUGGAUUUUAACCUUAAUAAUUUCACUGCCAGUAAACAUGCCCAUUUUAACCAUUCUAGUUUGUAGUGGGCAUAUUCUUUUUACUAAGCUAAAAAACAACUCAAAUAUACAUGUAUAUACAUAUGAUUUUUAGGACUAUGUACAUGUGGAAUAAAACCUUGUAGAAGGAAAGCAAGAAAUAGUAAAGAGAGGAUUCAGAAAGAUGGUUACCCCAAGCGAAGGCAGGGGUGUGUUAGUGUGUGUAGGAGGUAUAGCAUAGAUACAGAUAUAAACUCGUGUCAUUAUACCUUUUUAGUGUGGUGGGUUUGUGGCUAUAAUCAAAACUAAAUUAAUAAAGGUGGGUGAGGUAAACUGAAUAAUGGUUCACCAAAGAUUUCUAUGUCCUAAUUCCCAGAAUUUGGGAAUGUUAUGCUAAAAGGGACUUUGCAGAUGUGAUUAAGAAUCUUGAGAUAAUCUUCGCCCAAAGUAAUCACAAAAGGUUCUUGUAAAUGAAAAGGGGUGGCAGGAGAAUCACGAUGUACGUACAGAGGCAGAGAAGAAAGAAGAUACUAUGCUUCUUUUCUUGAAGAUGGAGGAUGGGGCCAAGAGCCGAGGAAUGCAGGCAGCCUCUAGAAGCUGGAAAAGGCAAGGAACCAGCCUUGCCAACACCUUGAUUUUAGCCCAGUGUAACGGAUUUUGGACUUCUGACUUCCUGAAUUGUAAGAAAAUAAAUUCGUGUUGUUUUAAGUAUCUAAAUUUGCAGUAAUUUGUUACAGCAUCAACAGGAAACUAUGACAGCGGGCCAGGCAUGGAUUAAUGAAUUGGAUUAUAAUUAAAUCCAGUUCUACACCUAGGUCCAAUUAAAAACACAGACAAAACCUUUGAGUGGCUCCUCACUGCCUGGAAGAGAAAGCUCAAAUUCUUCAGCAUGAAAUAGAUUCUUGACAACACGGUUCUACAAGGUCCUCUCUAGCUUUAGUUCCCUUCCCUCCGCCCCAGUCCCGCCCCCAUCUCCAACCCAUACAUUUUAGCCAUGGGUCCCGGCGUCUGAGCCGUUUUGUUGUUCCCGCGGACUCUUAUGGGGCUCAACUCCUUUGCCGUGUCUCUAUGAAGUCUUUCAGGUUGAAAUUUCCUCCCCUGAAAAUUGACAACAUUAGGGCUUGCUGCAUGGUUGAUUCUGCUUUCAAGAUUAGGGUUCAGCGGCACGCAUAGGCAGAGCCACUUGCAGAGGUCGACAUGCACUUAGUACAUGUGGGCAGAAGCAACUCUUAAGCCAUUACUAACCGGAGCAGUUAAGUUCUGGCAAUGGGCUGAAAGAUCUUUCUUCAUCGCCACUCUUCACUAAGCUACAAGACCAAGUACUUUCUCCUGAAGGUACUUAGAGGAGGAAAAAAGCACACCAGGAACUGUUGAGGGGGGUGAGAAGACAAAUUCUACAGGGAUGCAGAGCUAGUUUGAACAUGGCUUCCCCCAUCUUCAUGCAAAACUGCGUUUCUAGCCCACAUGACUGAUGUCUGUAAACGCAACUUUAUGUCUGUGCACGUCUCUGCCCAAGGAUUUUUUUUUUAAACUCCAAGAAUACGGGGGCAGUUGGGCAAGUCAUUAUAACAGAGGGCUGCUCUUCUUACCCCACUAUCCGAUGAGAUACUUGAUAGGGAAACCUCUGAAACUUGUAAAGCAAUUUACAAGCAGGCCACCCGCUUGUAUUUAACAAAUAGGCUAGAAAUACCUAUUUGUGGGAAAACGCGUCCCCAAAACACCCCAACCCCUCCGGGUCCCCGCCAGCACAGCCUCUCUUCUGACUGUCGCGCGAAGCGGCGGUUGACUAACGCGGGCCAGCCGUUCUGAUGAACACAGGAGGGCCGGACGGGACUGCUGGCUCGGACACCACGCGGAGGCAGAGCGCUGCCUGAGCCGCAGUUGAAGAAACCGCUCUCGGUCUGGACGAAGGCGGAGCAGCAGCUCAGACUGGGCCAACAGAAGAGCCUUACAAUGCCAGGAGCAGUCCGAGGACAGCCCCCCGGCGCGAGGCACUCUGGGACUUGUAGUUCGCUUCCCAGACAGCGCUUUUUCCCACUUGGUCUCCCCGCCUUUCAAUGUCGCUUUUAUUCUUCCCUUUACCUCCCAGCCCGCCGACUUCCUGGUCGUCGCACGUCCUCACGUAUGACUACACUACCCAGAAGUCUCCUCUUCAAGUCCCAGCGCGGGCGGGCGCCGGCGGCUCCUCUUGACUACAGGUUCCAGAAGUCCUCUGCAGAAGUGCUUCCCUCUCUCAUUUCCAGGACCACAAUUCCCAGAGACUUCGGCUUCACGGCGUUUCUCUUUUUGCCCGAUCUCUCCUGGAGCUGGCUGGGCUUCGGCCGGCCAGAGGCCCACAGCGACGACGUGAUCCGUCGUGAGCGGGUCCCAGGGUUUCCUCGGCGGCCCUUUUUUCUCUCCCCUCGGUCGUCCCCCUUGCAGGCUGUCGCGGCUGGCCUGAGCGGUGACCUGGCGGGUCGCGCCUGCGCUCUGCCCUGUUUCCUGCCUGGCUGGUGGCGGCGGCCAUUUUGUUCAUCCUCCUCCUCCUCCUGCUCCUCCUGGUUGGAGCGCAGUGUCCGGAGCGGGCUGGGGGGAGAGAGCCCGAGAGCAGGGUUCGGUGCCUUUUCCUCUGUCCCCAGCCGGUGCCCAGAGCCCCCCUCCCCUUCCUCCCCACCCCCUCCCCUCCCCAACCCUGCCCUCCCCCUUGUCCCGGGAUCGCUCCGUCGCACCCACCAUGAUGGAAGACGACGGGCAGCCCCGGACUCUAUACGUAGGUAACCUUUCCAGAGAUGUGACAGAAGUCCUUAUACUUCAGUUGUUCAGUCAGAUUGGACCCUGUAAAAGCUGUAAAAUGAUAACAGAGCAACCCGAUAGCAGAAGGGUCAACUCUUCUGUUGGAUUUUCUGUUUUGCAGCAUACAAGCAAUGACCCAUAUUGCUUUGUGGAAUUUUAUGAACACAGAGAUGCAGCUGCUGCAUUAGCUGCUAUGAAUGGGAGAAAAAUUUUGGGAAAGGAGGUCAAAGUAAACUGGGCAACCACACCAAGUAGCCAGAAAAAAGAUACUUCCAAUCACUUCCAUGUGUUUGUUGGGGACUUGAGUCCAGAAAUUACAACAGAAGAUAUCAAAUCAGCAUUUGCCCCCUUUGGUAAAAUAUCGGAUGCCCGGGUAGUUAAAGACAUGGCAACUGGAAAAUCCAAAGGCUAUGGUUUUGUAUCUUUUUAUAACAAACUGGAUGCAGAAAAUGCGAUUGUGCAUAUGGGAGGUCAGUGGUUGGGUGGUCGUCAAAUCCGAACCAAUUGGGCCACACGUAAACCACCUGCACCUAAAAGUACACAAGAAAACAACACUAAGCAGUUGAGAUUUGAAGAUGUAGUAAACCAGUCAAGUCCAAAAAACUGUACUGUGUACUGUGGAGGAAUUGCAUCUGGGUUAACAGAUCAGCUUAUGAGACAGACAUUCUCACCAUUUGGACAAAUUAUGGAAAUAAGAGUUUUCCCAGAAAAGGGCUAUUCAUUUGUCAGAUUUUCCACCCAUGAAAGUGCAGCCCAUGCCAUUGUUUCGGUGAACGGUACUACGAUUGAAGGACAUGUGGUUAAAUGCUAUUGGGGUAAAGAAUCUCCUGAUAUGACUAAAAACUUCCAACAGGUCGACUAUAGUCAAUGGGGCCAAUGGAGCCAAGUGUAUGGAAACCCACAACAGUAUGGACAGUAUAUGGCAAAUGGGUGGCAAGUACCGCCUUAUGGAGUAUACGGGCAACCAUGGAAUCAACAAGGAUUUGGAGUAGAUCAAUCACCUUCUGCUGCUUGGAUGGGUGGAUUUGGUGCUCAGCCUCCCCAAGGACAAGCUCCUCCCCCUGUAAUACCUCCUCCUAACCAAGCCGGAUAUGGUAUGGCAAGUUACCAAACACAGUGAGCCAGGACUCUAAAAAAAAAAUUGUAAUUCAUGAUAGGCUUCGAUUUCCUGUGACACUCUGAAGACAUGAAAGUAGACAUCGGAAAAUGAAAAUAUUUAUUUUAAAAAUUGAAAUGUUUGGAACCUUUAGCACAGAUUUGCUUUGGUGAAGGACACAUGUCUUCUAGUUCUGCCUUUUUAAGUUUUUGUUCAUGAUGGAUAUGAACAUGAUUUUUCUUUGUGUACAAAAACUAAAAUAAAGUCAAUAAAGACAA